This is a messenger RNA of Brugia malayi, 1344 nucleotides long. RefSeq lists its product as uncharacterized. The record is from RefSeq and is a predicted model, not a curated record. The transcript has 9 exons. The coding region runs from base 1 to 1344 and encodes 447 amino acids. NCBI's taxonomy places the organism in Eukaryota, Metazoa, Nematoda, Chromadorea, Rhabditida, Onchocercidae.
AUGAGAAAUGGACAUUCACCCUGCCAGUGUGAAACGAGUUUCCUGAUGUGCGAUGAUUCUCCAUCGACAUCACCGGUUUCGAAAUUAGAUACGGAAGUGAUCAUCGUUGGAAACGGACCAGCCGGGUUAUCAUUGUCAGCCUUCCUUUCGGGUUGGUUACCUUUUUACUCUCCAAAUGACGGCCCUCAUCCUAAUGAUUUUAUCCACCAGAAACUUAUUGAACAUGAAGAGGAAUCAUUACUCGAUCAGGAUUUUUCUUGGCUUGAUAAUAACAUUAAUAUGAUGAAUCAUGGAGCAAGACCGCUUUCAUUGUUGUAUGACACAUUGGUGCGUCCUAAUGCUGAUACUGGAACUCUUGGCACAUCGAAACUUUGUUGGAUAUACGAUCGUAGCCGUGCUAUUCCACAUUUAAUAGUUGCCCAAACACCAAUUGGAGGAUCUUGGAAUAAUUAUGAUGACGAUAUGUUAUCGGUCAGUGUGAGCAGUUUCCUGGAUCUUCCAGCUUUUCUUAUUGCUGAUUGGUAUGGUGGAAAUAAGUUUGAUAGUCGGCUUCCAGUACCACUUUACCGAAAAUAUCUGUCCGAUUACGCGAGAAGAGUAUACAAAAAUAAAAAUAUUAUUUGUGGUUUGAAAGUGACGCACAUAGAGAAAUGUUCAAAUAGCUGCAUGGAGGGAUUUUGGGAAGUUCGUGGCACGAAAAAUGGUGAACCGGUGUUGCUGAGAUGUAAGAAAGUUGUAUUAGCAUGUGGCAAAAAUCAGGAUCGAUUACUUGGCGUGAAAGGAGAGGUGGAAGAAGAUCGUAUUGUUUACAAUCUUCGGGAUUUAAAACGACUACUUAUUUCAUUGACUACAGCCAAGUUUUCAAAAAGGAAAGUUGUUGUAGUUGGAGAUGGGAUUAGCGCUGCGGAUACAAUAUUACAUUGUCUCAAUUCAUGCAUUCCUGUGCUUCAUGUAAUUCGUCGAUCGGAUAAGCAACUACGAUUCAUACAGUUAUCACGCCUUAGUCCAUCUCUGUAUCCAGAGUAUUCAAGAGUUUUCAAAUUAAUGAUGGGAUAUUGCGAAAAUUAUUAUUAUACCAAAGUUACUUGCGCUACCAUUGAAUCGUUGAAUAAAGGCACAGUUCGCAUCAAAACUCUUCAAGGAAUUUUUACGGAACAUUUCCGAGCUUUGUGCGUGUGUGCUGGUAAACAGUCAGACCUGAGCAUGUUAACGGACAAAUAUACAUUUCAAGAUUAUUGUUGCAAUGAAGACCCAUCGCUCUUUCGUAUUGGUUCACUUGCGGGCGACCACUUUGUGCGAUAUCUUGUUGGGGGUGCAAUGGAUGCUGCUCGGUAUCUGAUGUAA